UUAGACUGACAGAGAGUGAGAGAGACUUGGUUCCACUUCGCUGCUGGGAGAUUGCUGGCCCAAAAUAGCUCCUGGCAUUAAUUUAUUUUUGCAGGCGAGAGUCGGUGCGAAGGAGUGAAGCUGCUUGUGGCGUUUACCUCCCCCCUCCCUUUACGCGAUGUUGAUUUGGAGACAUAUACUGGUCGCCUGCCUGGCGCUGGUCGCUGUCAGAGCGAACGAGGCUGACGAGUUUGAUCUUAGUGACGCCCUUGAUGAUGAUUCCGAUGUUCCAACAGAGGCUGACGAGUUUGAUCUUAGUGACGCCCUUGAUGAUGAUUCCAAUCUGCCAACAGAGGCUGACGAGUUUGAUCUUAGUGACGCCCUUGAUGAUGAUUCCGAUGUUCCAACAGACGAUGGAGAGGGUUUUGACCUUGGUGACGCUCUGAGAGAUGACCAUGUUGCAUCCAGGGAUGAUAGUGUUGAAUUUGAUCUUAACGACGCUGUACAAGAUGAUGCCACCCAAGCCCGAGACCCUGACGGAUUUGAUCUUGGGGACGCGCUCAAUGACCAUUCUGUUAAGAAAACAGGUGGAGAUUUUGACGACUCAGACCUUCUGCAUGUGGUGAAUGGUGACUAUAAACCUGAUAAGACCGGCUCGAAAGGUCAGGAACCUGCUGGCACGAGUGAUCAGAUCAGCGACUUUCUGAUGACCCUACUAGGAGGCACAUCAGAGCAUUUUCAGAAGAUUUGCUUCAAGUUGAUGGAAAUGUUGAAAGAUCUGUAUAACACGCCAGAGGAGCAGUGAGAAGAUAUUCAGGCAUUCAUCCACCCAAAUCUUCAAUCAACGCACCUGUUGGAAGGAACAAACUGUUCAUCGGAGACAGGAUACACAUGGCUGUGGUCUAACGUCAGAUUUCUUGGGUUCAGCUUCAGUUUUCCGAUAUGUUCACUGUAAUUCAGAUGUGAUUUUGUUUGGUUUUUUUUUUUCAUCUUUGCUGGUUUUGGACACCUGGCUUAUUUAUGAUGGGGUGUAAUUUUGUGUUUCUUGACGUCUAUUUAAAACGUCAACUCGUGGUUUAAUUGCCAGAACUUUUGCUUCGGUGCACUACUGAAUUGAGAUUUCACUGGUACUGUCCUCCUGAGACAAGUGUAAAUAUCGAUGAGUUCUUGGAAAUCCUUCGUCAAUGUUAAAUUUGUAGCACAAGGAGUGCGAUACAUCUUGGUUGAACAUUA
Amblyraja radiata (thorny skate) is the source of this 1212-nucleotide messenger RNA. Its product is annotated as CD99 antigen-like protein 2. The transcript has 11 exons. Lineage: Eukaryota; Metazoa; Chordata; Chondrichthyes; Rajiformes; Rajidae. The record is from RefSeq and is a predicted model, not a curated record. The coding region runs from base 158 to 784 and encodes 208 amino acids.